Molecule: messenger RNA, 2483 nt
Organism: Physeter macrocephalus (sperm whale)
Lineage: Eukaryota; Metazoa; Chordata; Mammalia; Artiodactyla; Physeteridae
Product: protocadherin gamma-A7-like
Exons: 2
Coding region: 105-2483 (792 amino acids)
Biological process (GO): homophilic cell-cell adhesion
Cellular component (GO): plasma membrane
Molecular function (GO): calcium ion binding
Source: RefSeq, a predicted model, not a curated record
GAUUCUGGGCUCCUUUUCCGAAUACAGAGGGCUCCACGCAGACAUACUGGCAUCCAGAAACACAACAGGAGAUAGGCCAGUGUCUAAAGAUCAGCAGGACAAGAAUGGCGGCUCGGGAGAGGGGCGGGGACUACAGAGGAUUCAUCCUGCUCUCCAUCCUCCUGGGGACCCAGAGGGAAGUUUCGGCAGGACAUAUUCUCUACUCCAUUCCGGAGGAGACAGACACAGGGUCUUUUGUGGGUAAUAUCGCCAAGGAUCUGGGGUUGGAGCCCCAGGAGCUUCCGGAGCGCGGAGUCCGCAUCGUCUCCAGAGGUAGGACGCAGCUCUUUGCUCUGAAUCCGCGAAGCGGCAGCUUGGUCACCGCAGGCAGGAUAGACCGCGAGGAGCUCUGCGCGCAGAGCGUGCGGUGUCUGGUGAACUUUAACAUCCUGAUGGAAGAUAGAAUGAAUCUUUACUCUAUAGAAGUGGAAAUAAUGGAUGUUAAUGACAACGCUCCUAAAUUCCUGACGGAAGAAAUGAAUGUGAAAAUAAUGGAGAAUACAGCUCCUGGGGUGCGAUUUCCGUUAAAUGAGGCUAGGGAUCCGGAUGUGGGCACGAACUCUCUCCAGAGCUACCAUCUCAACCCCAAUCGCCACUUCUCCCUGGUUGUGCAAACUGGAGAGGAUGGAACUAAAUAUCCGGAAUUAGUGCUGGAGCGGGUGCUGGACCGGGAGGAAGUGACAGCUCACCACCUCCUCCUUACAGCCUCUGACGGCGGUGAUCCACCCCGAUCCGGAACCGCCCGCGUCCAAGUAACAGUGGUGGACGUGAAUGAUCAUGCACCAGUCUUCUCUUUGCCCCAGUACCAAGUAACUGUCCCUGAGAACGUGCCAGUGGGCACAAGACUACUCACGGUAAAUGCUAUCGACCUGGAUGAGGGAGUCAAUGGGGAAGUGACAUACUCUUUUAGGAAAAUAACUCCAAAAAUUCUACAGAUAUUCCAGCUGAACUCCCACACAGGAGAAUUAUCAACUUUAGAUGGCCUAGAUUACGAAGAAUCUGGCUACUAUGAAAUGGAAGUUCAAGCUCAGGAUGGUCCUGGUAGCAUGACAAGGGCUAAAGUACUGAUCACAAUUUUAGAUGUGAAUGACAAUGCCCCGGAAAUGACUGUAACAUCUGUAAGCAGCUCAGUCCCUGAAAACACUCCUCCUGGAACAGUAAUUGCUCUCUUCUACCUUCAAGACCGAGAUUCUGGGAAAAAUGGCCAGGUGACCUGCACUAUUUCAGAAAAUCUGCCUUUUAAAUUAGAAAGAUCAAUAGACAAUUAUUAUAGAUUGGUGACAGCAAAAAACCUAGACCGGGAAAAAGUCUCUGUAUAUAACAUCACACUGAAAGCCACAGAUGGUGGAAGCCCACCCUUGUCCACGGAAACUCACAUCUCCAUGAAUGUGGCAGACACCAACGACAACCCACCUGCCUUCCCCCACUCCUCCUACUCCGUCUUUGUGCCUGAGAACAACCCCAGAGGCACCUCCAUCUUCUCUGUGACUGCACACGACCCUGACAGCAACGAGAACGCCCGUGUCACAUACUCCGUAUCUGAAGAUACUCUCCAGGGGCCAUCUGUAUCCUCCUAUGUUUCCAUCAACUCCAAUACUGGUGUCCUAUAUGCAUUGCACUCCUUCGACUAUGAGCAGUUUCAUGACCUGCAAUUGAGAGUGACUGCAAGUGACAGCGGGGACCCACCACUCAGCAGCCACGUGUCUCUGAGCAUACUCGUGCUGGACCAGAACGACAACACACCUGAGAUUCUGUACCCCGCCAUGCCCACCGACGGUUCCACCGGUGUGGAGCUGGCACCCCGCUCUGCAGAGUCUGGCUACCUGGUGACCAAGGUGGUGGCUGUGGACAGAGACUCGGGCCAGAGCCUGGUGGUGGCAGUCCAGGACCACGGCCAGCCCCCUCUCUCUGCCACUGUCACACUCACGGUGGCUGUGGCUGACAGCAUCCCAGAUGUGCUGGCCGACCUGGGUAGUCUCGAGCGCUCUGCCGACUCUGGCGACUCCGGCCUCACGCUGUACCUGGUGAUGGCCGUGGCUGUAGUGUCCUGCGUCUUUCUUGCCUUUGUCGUCGUUCUACUGGCGCUCAGACUGCAGCGCUGGCACACGUCGCGAUUGCUCCAGGCUUCAGGAGGCGGGUUGGAGGGCGUGCCCGCCUCUCACUUUGUGGGCGUGGACGGGGUGCGGGCUUUCCUGCAGACCUAUUCCCACGAGGUCUCGCUCACCGCGGACUCGCGGGGGAGUCACGUGACCUUCCCGCAGCCCAACUACGCGGACACGCUCGUCAGCCAGGAGAGCUGUGAGAAUAAGGAUCCCUUGUUAACAUCCAUAGAUUUUCAUGAAUGUAAGGAUAAAGCCCAAAGUAUUCAGGUGAGUUCAGUCAUUCAUUUAUAUUCUUCGAAGAACUAUAUUUUGUGUAAAUUUCUUUAUUGUUUUGCGAAAUAA